UGGUCACACGCGGGGACAAACAAACCGAGCACCGCACGGAGAGAGAGAGAGAGAGAGAGAGAGAGCGCUGCUGUCACCAGCGCUGAAUUCAAAGAUUAAACACAGGGGUCCAAGGAGACUACGAGGAGGAGUGGGCAUGCAUGCAUGCACUGAUCUGUAAGAGUAGAUUUUCUUGUUUGGGUUUUUUUUUUUUUUUAAAUCCAGGGAACUGAAAGUGGAGAGUUGCUGAUGAAGCUGCAGGCGCACUGAGGCGCUGCCUGGACUGUUUUUGGGUCUCACUCCCGGCAUUGUUGCUCGUGUUUCCCGGGAUGGAAUAAUUCCCUUCUUCGCUCUCAUCCAAGGAAUACCUGCGAUCCUACUCUCACCGCUCUCCAUGGUGCUUGAAGGCAGAGAGAUGGACGGGAUCGGGAACACCAUGCAGAAGAAGGUUGCCGAGCUGGAGCGGCUGGCCGAGGUGCUUGUCACCGGGGAACAGCUCAGGCUGCGGCUCCAUGAGGCGAAGGUGAUCAAGGACCGGAGGCACCACCUCCGGACUUACCCGAACUGCUUUGUAGCUAAGGAGCUCAUUGAUUGGCUGAUCGAACACAAGGAAGCUUCAGAUCGAGACACAGCCAUCAAGAUUGUGCAGAAACUUUUAGACCAGAGCAUCAUUCACCAUGUGUGUGACGAGCACCGGGACUUCAAAGACAUGAAGCUGUUUUACCGCUUCCGGAAGGAUGACGGCACAUUUCCGCUGGAUAACGAAGCCAAGGUGUUUAUGAGGGGGCAGAGGAUCUAUGAAAAAUUAAUGAACACAGAGAACAACCUACUGCAAACCAGGGAGGAGGAAGGCGAGUCGUUUGAGCGGACGCUGGUAGCCUCAGAGUUCAUCGACUGGCUGCUGCAGGAGGGGGAGAUGCCAACCAGAGAGGAGGCUGAACAGCUGGGGCGGAGGCUUCUUGAACAUGGGAUCAUUCAGCAUGUCACCAACAAGAAUCACUUUGUUGAUGGGCCGCUCCUCUACCAGUUCAGGAUGAAUUUCCGGCGACGUCGGCGAUUGAUGGAACUUCUUCACGAGCGAGGGCGCAGCAUCCCCGAGAGCCACGACAGUCCCUUCUGUCUCCGGAAACAAAGCUCUGACGGAGGCAACACCAGCUUUCUCUCAGUGAGUCCCACAAAAGAGAUAAAGGUGUCUGUCGGAGUUCGUCGGAGCAGCAUGAGCAGCAGCUGUGGCAGCAUCGGUUAUUGCAGCAGUGGUUAUUACAGCAGCAGUCCUACGCUCAGCAGCAGUCCGCCUGUCCUUUGCAACCCUAAAUCUGUCCUGAAGAGACAAGUGAGUCCAGAGGAGCUGCAGAGACCAGGAGGACCUUUUAUAAAGAAGACAUUCACUAUUGUAGGCGAUGCUGUGGGCUGGGGGUUUGUGGUGCGAGGAAGCAAACCCUGUCACAUCCAGGCUGUGGAUCCAGGUGGACCUGCUGCAGCUGCUGGCAUGAAGGUGUGUCAGUUCGUGGUGUCGGUGAACGGAUUGAACGUCCUCUGUCACGACUACCGAACCGUCAGCAACCUGAUCCUGACUGGUCCGCGGACGAUUGUCAUGGAAGUGAUGGAGGAGGUGUAAGCAUUAAAGAGAGCUCCAAGAGGAAACCUCUCAGAAGAGUAAUGCAGGAAAAAAUGUGGGGACUGAAGUAGUACUUAACCUCAAAACCACAUCGAGAGCGAAACACUGAAGACUUGAAACCACGUCUCACUAGCUCUGUUCCAGCAUUGUUUGAACAAGGUGGAUAACCAAGAAACUGUGUGUGUGCUUAAAAAUGAGGCUAUUGUAGUCAAGCAAACGAGUCAAUAUUUGGAGAAACUGGGUUAUUUUGGAUUUUUUCCUUUGGUUUCGUGGUGCGCUCACUCACACACUGACACACAGAACCAAACCAGAGACCAUGGAAGAGCUUGGAGUAAGAAAACUCACCCUGAGUGUUAAAAGGAUGUGAGAAGAUGUGAAAUUAAGUUUUGUCAUUAUAACUCGUGGAUCAGAGAGUAAAAAGCUGAAAAUGAGGAAGAAUAUUUCAUGGCGCCAUGAAAGCAGCCGCUACUCCAGUGAGCUGUUCCUGGUGUCUCGACACUGCCCUCUGCUGAGAAGGACAGGAAGACACACUUCACACUGCUACUACAUGCAAUUUCAGGGUUUUCAGGGGUGCCAUAAUGGAACCAUUAUGUUCCACGGGAAAAGACAAACACCUGCAGUCGCCAUAUGGAAAAUGUAAAAUACCAACUUAAUCGAUGUUGAGGUAGAUUUUUUCCUAGCUGCUAAGAAUGUUAUAAAGGUGAUAAACUUACAUGCUACAUUAAUAAGCACAUUGUAUAUAGAAAAGCUAUUAAAGACUUACAGACACAAAGUGUAGAAGUCCGGCUUUAGAAAAGCUGUCUCCCAUAAAACCUUGUAACCUAUUCUGAUUACCCGUGACAGCUCUCUGUUAGGCACUUUAACCUUAUAUGCAGCCUAGAAAAUAGACAGUGACCGACAAUGUCACUGUCUGUUUGUUUAAAAGAAUUCGGAGGUUUCUGUUAUACUUGCCUAUACUAGAUGUGAACACUAGGUGUGUUACAUACCAUUAAGAAUUGCCAAAAGAGGGAAUACUAAAAAUAAAAAUGACUCUAAUUGGAGUCAUACCAACCAGCCUUAAUGUAAACUUAGAGAACAUUUGAUUGACCUUUUAAGUUUUACAUAUCAUGUGAUGUUUGGUGUAUAAUAAAGAUAAGAAGAAAACAACCAAAGCACUUGGUUGACUAAAGCUUCCUUUUUGGGGGGGAAUUUGAUUCAAUCAGACAUCCCUAAUUUGAAACUAAUGCGGAAGAAUGACUUCCCCUGCCCCUCCCCCACAUCCUUUUCUCCUUUAUUAUCUGUACAUGCGAAGCAGUUACACAUCAAUGAAUGAAUAUUCAAUCAUUUUAAAUAAACGGACCAGUUUUCCUAAGAAUCAAAGAACAUUGCAUUUGCCUUUAUUGUGGUCCACGGAGUCGUUUUAUUUGUUCAUUUUGGGGGCUUUUUUCCAGCUUUUUGGGAAGAUUUCAGUUGAACUUUUUCAUAAGUUUGAGUCAGUAGGUUAAAAUUAUGAGAUAGCUAACUUGAAUUUUGAGAUAAUAAGACAGAUUUUUGACUUACAGAUGACACUUUUUAAUUCUCUCGUAGUAGUGGAAACAAGCUUUUGACCCUACAGGCUUUACUCAGAACGAAAAACAGCCUCAUUAUCCAAAAUUAGUUUUCAAACUGAGAGAAAUAAGAGUCGGGCUCUAAUGAAGGCUCUGUGCCAAAACACUUUGAUCGUAUUCCUACUGUGAUGUAAACCAGUAAACAUGUGAAACGUGAGUAAAGUAUCCACAUGAGCCUCACUGUUUAUGAUGCUAUCUUUUUCUUUUUUAAUAACAUUGCUUUGGAAUUCUUUCUUUAGAUUUCAGGUUUAUCACUUCACUGAAGCUUUUAUUUGUGCUUCAAUGGGAAAAAGGUAAAUAAGAGAAUUGGUUCUAAUGAAUCUUUAAAUCCUUGAAUCAGCUUGAUGUAGCUCAAAGCUAAGUGGAUUAGCUCAGGCUUGAAUUAUAGCCUCUAAAUAUUAUGAGGAUCACGCGUAUGUUACUACUGUGCCAUCUUGUGUUUAUACAUACUAGCAUGAAUUUAGAAAAAACAGAGCAUGGAUAAGUGAUACUCAUAUUGUUCAUACACAAUGUGUCUGUAGUCCUGAGCAACACUUGUUCCUUGUUUUGUCUUAGACUAAACUGUAUUCCAUGUCCGGAGGAGGAAAUUAUUACUGCAAAAAAACACAGACGCAGAAAUGUAAACUUUGUUUUCUACCACAGUAUAUUCACAGUUGUUACAGCCAAACUGUAGAGUUAAUAUGUCCUGGUGAACUACCUCCAAAUAUGUCCUACGUAAUUAAUUCAGUAGAUGUUUCAUUGAUUUAUCUUAAUGUGCUUGGAUGUGGUAGGCAGUGAAAUGCUGUAAAUACGUGCUUAUUUAGCUUUAUCUUCUAAUCUAAAGCACUCCUUCAUAGAUCUGAUUUAUCUGGCAAAUCAUUUCAGGUACAACAGCAGAUUUUAGGCCUAACUCAUUCAAUGAUCUAAACAGCUGGAAUAUGCUGUUGCAGACUAUGUUAGAGCUCCUCAGAUUUACAGAAUUGUGCCUCAAAAUCUGUAAUCCGCUCACAUUGUUACAUGGAUAAUGCCAUAUAUUGUACUGUUAAUGUAUCAUAUUAAUGUUGUCCAAUACUUUUUCAAGUAUUUGCAGUUUGCUUUUACCCUGCAACCAUACAAUAUGUUUAUUAGAAAGAAAAAAUCUCAAAGCACAAAAUAAUUUCUUCUCUGGGUUUUCAUUAGUCUGAUGUAGCGCUUUCAUUCAUAUUUGAUGUUAAUAUCUACACUUGGUAUGGAUUCAAUUUUUCUCUGUUUUCUCUCAUUAAAAUUCAUCUUUAUGCAGUUUGUAACUUAGUAAUUCUUCUUUUGUCCAUCUGCAAAGUGAUCUGUGAUUCUCAUCUGUAGAUAAUGUUUGAUGCAGUUUCAUUGGACAGAAGCAGAUGACAGUUUGGUAAAUGGACUGGUUCUUAUAUAGCGCUUUUCUACUCUCACUGAGCACUCAAAGCGCUUUGAUUUGGUGGAGAAGAAAGUUUCAUGUGUGUUGCGUCUUGAAGGGGUUGUGUGUGCCAGGUUGGCUUAAAUGAGUUUGCUGACUGUUAACCGAAAGCGUUUGCCUUAAGACCUGUUUUUGCUGCCGAUAACAGAUGGUGGUCACUUUCUUCCUCCUCUUUUUUCCCCUCUCAUUCUCUUCUCUGUUCAGUCAUUUGCAACUUUGCAAGGUGGUUGCUCCAAGUCACCACAGCUUCGGUUUUAGUGACAAUCAGUGUUGUAUAGAUAACAAAUGCACAGUCAUGUGAUCUGACAGAACGUGCAUCACUGCUGUCUUCGUUUUUCUGCUGUUGCCGGUUCUAUACUUAAACUCUAAUGUGUAAUAAGAUCAAGGGGAUUCUUGGUUAUGAGAGGUUACACAUUUUCAGCACAGCUGUUUGUUCUUUUUUCUCUGCUAUCCGAGAUUGAAUGUUUGUUAUUAGAACAACAAAAGCUGACAGUAGCAGUCUGUUUUUCACAAAAAAGCUACAUCUCAUUGUAAGUUCGAAUGUAUUAAAGAGCUGAUCAAGUGUUAAAUAAAUAAACCAAUUUGACUAA
This is a messenger RNA of Oreochromis niloticus (Nile tilapia), 5184 nucleotides long. It is a transcript of the gene deptor, whose product is annotated as DEP domain containing MTOR-interacting protein. The record is from RefSeq and is a predicted model, not a curated record. The transcript has 10 exons. Gene Ontology annotation, cellular component: plasma membrane. Gene Ontology annotation, biological process: G protein-coupled receptor signaling pathway; positive regulation of GTPase activity; intracellular signal transduction. Gene Ontology annotation, molecular function: GTPase activator activity; guanyl-nucleotide exchange factor activity; protein binding. Bases 374 to 1597 code for a protein of 407 amino acids. Lineage: Eukaryota; Metazoa; Chordata; Actinopteri; Cichliformes; Cichlidae.